Molecule: messenger RNA, 2790 nt
Organism: Brassicogethes aeneus
Lineage: Eukaryota; Metazoa; Arthropoda; Insecta; Coleoptera; Nitidulidae
Source: the annotation of a GenBank genome assembly
AUGCGUCAGCAAAGCGGCAGCAGUGCUAUUCGUUCUCAGGUAAAGGCUGUUUCCUCGCCAAAGAAUAAAACCAACAUGGAGGACCUAGCUGUGGAAGUAUGCGGCGAAAAUGGAGCCCUUUAUAAGGGCUUUAUUUUGGACGUCUAUGAUGAUGAAGUUCUUAUUCAUUUUGAAGAUGAGUGGCAACCAGAUUCCAAGUUUCCCUACUCACAAGUUAAACUUCCUCCACAGCCUGAUCCAAAGGUAGAGUUUCUAGAAAACAUGGAAGUAGAAGUUUAUUCAAGAGCUAAUACUACAGAGGCUUAUGGCUGGUGGAAAUCAAGAAUCAAGAUGAUGAAGGGAGACUUUUACGUGCUAGAAUAUGUGGGUUGGGACACGACUUACACGGAAAUCGUAAGCAACGAUCGUCUGCGUUUGAAGAACAACAACCCGCCAAUCGAGCGUAGCAUGUUCCACAAAUUUGAAAUCGAAGUUCCUGAAGAUGUUCGCGAAUACGCCAAGAUUGAAAAUGCUCAUAAAGGUUUCCAGAAGCUCAUCAACGCCGGCUUGAUCACUUACAACGCCGAAAAGGCUACCCUAUUAGUGAUAUCGACGUGCGAGGGUAGCCGCAAGCACGCCAAGCUGCUGCAAGACAUGCAUUUUAGGAGCCUUUCUCAAAAAGUACUGCUGCUAAAGCGAACCGAAGAGGCGGCCAGGCAGCUCGAAAAUACGAAAUUAGCGUCCAUAGGAGGAUUUUCUGAUGAAUUCAAUGUUAGGGAAGAUCUAAUGGGCUUAGCAAUUGGUGCUCACGGUGCCAAUAUUCAGCAAGCUAGAAAAGUAGACGGUGUAACGAACAUUGAGUUGGAGGAGAAUUCUUGUACUUUUAAAAUUUACGGAGAGACUGAUGAGGCUGUUAAAAAAGCGCGUUCGAUGUUAGAAUAUAGCGAGGAAUCCCUUCAAGUGCCAAGAGCGCUGGUGGGCAAGGUGAUCGGCAAAAACGGACGGAUCAUCCAGGAGAUCGUCGACAAAAGUGGAGUGGUUCGAGUGAAAAUCGAGGGCGACAACGAGCCUAAACCAACGAUCCCGAGGGAAGAAGGACAGGUUCCUUUCGUCUUCGUCGGGACCGUAGAGAGUAUAUCCAAUGCAAAGGUUUUACUGCAGUAUCAUCUUGCGCACUUGAAGGAAGUUGAGCAGUUGAGACAGGAAAAGUUGGAGAUUGAUCAGCAGCUGCGCAGCAUCCACGGCACCGGCAUGGGCUCGAUGCAGAGCCUGUCUAUGGGCAGGCGAAACGACCGAGGCUACAGUUCGGACAUGGACGGAGGGCCGAGAUCGUCGCGCGGCGGCGGCAUGCGCGGGCGCGGUUCCGGCCGCGGCAGAGGUGGCGGCGGACCGCCCGGAGCCAGGCAGCAGCACGACAGAUACAAUUCCGGUAGUACAAUCACAGAUCUUGUUAAUAACGUCGACAAACGCAAUAAGCCGGUGGGCAACAACGGCAGGGGCCGGGGGAGUCACCAGACGAACGGGCGACCGUAUCACAGGGGCGGAGGCGCGGAUAGGAACUCGCGCGAACGAACCGCCACCGCCGCCUCCCUGAGAAGUCGCCCUCCUCCCCCAGUUGUCGACUCCGCCGGCGGAGAAGACGCAGACCAAAAGCACUUCGGUGGUCCUCGGGGGGGCCGCGGCGCUGGGCGUCGCGACAACCGAAGGGGUGACGACAGGCGCCGAACGACCGACGACGAGGACACCGUGCUUGAUAGUCAGGAAGUUUCCAGCUUGGAUAGAGAAUCGGUAUCGAGUGUAGAGGCAGUGUCGUGGUCGGGUGGCGGUUCUGAAGGUAGACGUCGGCGUAGAGGAAGGCAGCGCAGUGCAACUCCGUCUCGGCAAAGAGUCGCCAAUAACGGUGGUGACCCAGUGAACAGUCACAUCACCGAAGCGAGUCCGGUAAACGAGAACAGCUUGCACGUGACAGAGAACAACACGUCUAACAAGCCGAGAGGCGUCGGCAACGUCGGCGGCGAAUCGAAGAACCGAAACAACAACGUUCGCCCGCCCGCGUCCCGCCGCAACGAUGCCGCCAAGCCGCCGAAGGAAGCGUUGGUGAACGGAACCGUUGCCUAGAAGUUCGAAUCCCAGUGCCAACAAAUUACCGCACCGGUGUGCGCUUUGAAAUGUAGCCAAGAACAUUUAUUAAUUUUUCUUUAAAUAUAUUUUUUGUUGCAUAUCUUUUCCCGAUGCAGUAGUAAAAGUAAAACAAAAAAGUGGGCGGUCGUCUGCCCCAUCACGGAUGAGACCUGAAAGACUGCUGGGUUCUGUGAACCACACCAUAACACACCUAAUUGUAACGUGCUCAGUGAAGAAUAUAAGAAGUAGGUUGAGUAUCAAAAUGGGUGAAGUUCAGUGCGAUAAACUGUUGUUAAUUUAAACAUGAAAGAUUUGUGACUACUUUUACAAUUUCAUACAAUUUAAAUGUGUUUAUUAGCGCACAUAAUGUCUUGAUAUUUAUUAUAUGAGCGUUUUAUGAGUUUUAUUUAAUUUUAGUAUGUUUGUAUAAUUUAUGUAAUUAAUUUAUUAUUUUUUAUGUUUGUUCUAGUUCAUAGAAAAAAAUUGUAACCAUUUGUAUAUUAUUACAAAAUAGCAUUGAGUAAUGUUUUAUUUUAAAAGUAAUAUUAACUUUAUAAAUGCAGCCUUUCUGAGAAUUUUUAUUCAGUAGCCAUUACAAAGUUUAGUUAGAUGUUUUGUUACACUGUUACGUUUAUCUGCUGUAUAUUGGUAAAACAUUUUGCAUUGAAUAAAAUAUUCAAUACCAAUAUA